ACUCGUCAAACACUUCAGAGGCGCUUCCUCAGCACCACCGUUCUCCAACAAACACAUCGGAGUCCCCUUCCUCCGUUUCCCUUUCCCUCCUCCUCCCUCCCCACCCAAUCAAAUCCGCGCCCAGAGAGAGACCCUAGGACCACGCGCGCCGGCGGCGAUGAGGUGGGACGCGGCGGAGGCGGAGGCGGUCCUCGAGCGGAUCUGGAGCCUCCACGACCGCCUCAGCGACGCCAUCCUCGCCUCCUCCCGCGCACGCCUCCUCCUGCCCCCACCCCUGCCCGCGCACUCCGCCAACGGGGCCCACCGCGGCGGCGGAAGGAACGGGUGCGUCUUCGUCAAGGGCGGCGGGGAGCGGGGCGCGGCGCUGGCGGCCGCCGCGGAGGCGGUGGCCGAGGCCAGGAGCCUGCACGCCAUCCGCUCCGCGCUCGAGGACCUCGAGGACCACCUCGAGUUCUUGCACACUGUUCAAUCACAACAGCGCGCUGAGUGGGAUGCUGCAAUUGCUAGAUUGGAGCAGAGCCGUCUUGUCCUUGCUAUGAGGUUAGCUGAACAUCAGGGGAAGAAGUAUAGAGUCAUUGAUGAGGCCUUGGCAUUUGUGGGUGAAGUGAGUGUCAAGAGUCGAUUUAUCUCACCAGAAGAUGUUCGUGCAACACAUAGCCAGUCAGGGGAUGAUGCAGAGGACAACAGGGGUAAUGUUUCAAGGAUCAUGGCAAACGUGGUAUCUUGCAGUUUGUCUUUAGCCAAGAAUUCAUUUCGACUGGACAAGAUUGGUGGGGCUCUUGGUAAUGCCGCAGUAUUUGCAGUAAGUACGCUUGCUUUCUUGCAGCUGCAUCAAAUUGCAUUUGGAAGUAAAACUCCAGCCAUAGAAUACAGGAAGCGAAUGGAGUACAGUUUUCAAUCCGGGAGCUCACACCAGAAUGACAAAGGAAAGCAUCUUGAGGUGUACCUAGCCAGAGGCUGAGGGAUCAUCAAAUCGCUUGCUGUUGGUUGUACAGAAAGUUUUGACCCAAUAUCAAUUUUCGUCAGUUUUAUUAGGGCAUUAAUCAUUCUUUACGAUGGACUGGACCAUACUCCAGGCAACCAGAGCACUAACUGUCCAGUUUUUAUGGAUAUAUUGGACUACCUUCCAGGAUACCACGUAUUGUACCUCCCAAAUUGUAAAUGGAUUUGGCCUCUGAGAUGGAUGGUUUGGCAGAUUGUUUGUAAAUUGUGUCCUUGUUCAAGCUAACUUCAAUGACUGUUUUGAAGGCGAUAGUCUUCGUCGCCAUACUGUCUCCACUUUGUUACCAGUUUUGAUCAUAUUCCACCAGGGCAGCUGCUGCUUGUUGUUCCCAUGAGAGGUGUGUUCAUGGUUCUUUUCUUGUCCGAUAAGUUUGGGUUUGUCAUGGCUACUGUAUGAAUACUUGUGAUGCUUGUGGUUGUGCUUUAAUGGAGUAAAGAUGGCGGUUGCUUUCUUCUGCCUUGUGCUU
Molecule: messenger RNA, 1469 nt
Organism: Phragmites australis (common reed)
Lineage: Eukaryota; Viridiplantae; Streptophyta; Magnoliopsida; Poales; Poaceae
Product: plastid division protein PDV1-like
Exons: 2
Coding region: 158-961 (267 amino acids)
Biological process (GO): chloroplast fission
Source: RefSeq, a predicted model, not a curated record